Messenger RNA from Octodon degus (degu), 1346 nucleotides. It is a transcript of the gene Znf414, whose product is annotated as zinc finger protein 414. The transcript is spliced from 8 exons. The record is from RefSeq and is a predicted model, not a curated record. Lineage: Eukaryota; Metazoa; Chordata; Mammalia; Rodentia; Octodontidae. The coding region runs from base 110 to 1270 and encodes 386 amino acids.
GGCAAAAAAUGGCGUCGAUGUGAACACGAGCUCGCCUCGCCGAGGAAGUCUCCGCCAUCUGAUCCGGAGCCACCGGAGCCGCAGGAACAGAGAUCAAGGGGAGUGGAGGAUGGAGGAGGAACCGUCGGAGCCCAGCCCAGACGUGCUGGCCCCUGCAGAGCCCAGCUCCAACGAGAUCGACAAAGAGGUGUUGUCUCCAAUUGUGGCUGCUUCAGCCACCUCCUCUUCUUCCAUGGAGGAGGAGCCUGGCCCUGCCAGGGCAGCCACGCCCCCAGUAUGGGAAUGUGGAGGGCCAGCAGGGACGCAGCAUGGCGCAUCCCCAGCCUCAGACAGCUGCCAGCCUGACCCUGGCCUACCCAGCACAGUCUCCGGGACCAGUGAGGACCUCCGGCCUCCCAAACGACGCCCACCACCAGCGACACAAAUACCCUGCUCGAGCCCUGGCUGCUUCCUCAAUUUCUCGAGUGUUCGUGACCUAGCACAGCAUCUUCGUACGCACUGCCCACCCACCCAGUCCUUGGAAGGCAAGCUCUUCCGCUGCUCGGCCCUGAGCUGCACGGAGAGCUUCCCGAGCAUGCAGGAGCUGAUGGCUCACAGCAAGCUACAUUACAAGCCCAAUCGCUACUUCAAGUGUGAGAACUGCCUCCUGCGCUUCCGCACGCACCGCUCGCUCUUCAAGCACCUGCACGUGUGCGCAGAACACGCUCAGAGCCCCGCCGCGCCGCCCCCCGCCCUGGACAAGGAGACGCCCGCGCCUGAGCGCCCCGCGGAGUCUGACCCUGCGUCGGCGGCCGGCCUGCCGUUCCCGCUGCUCGAGCCCUUCACGACCCCCGCCUCUGCCCCCACUGGAUCCUUCCUACCCUACUUGAACCCUGCGCCCUUUAGCCUAAGCCCCCCUCGCCUGCGCCCCUUUCUGGCCGCCGCUCCCGGGCCGCCAGCCUCCAGCGCUGCUGUCUGGAAGAAGAGCCAAGGUGCUGGCGGCAGUCCCCGAAGACCGCAGGGCGGUUCCGAUGCACCCUCAGUGCACGCGGCCCCAAGCCGCAUCGUGUGGGAGCACACGCGCGGCCGCUACUCGUGCAUGCAGUGCGCCUUCUCCACGGCCUCGCGGCCCGCCAUGACACUGCACCUGCAGGACCACCGCCCCGGCGCCCCCGAAGCCCCGGUGCCCGGGCCGCCACGCCCCGACGCCCCGGCGGACCCGACCCCGCUCGCGUCUAAGGUGUCACAGCUGAUGGCAGAGGGGGAGCCGCCAGUGUUCUCGCUGCUUUGAACUGCACCCACUCCCAUUGCUCUGGGUGGGUAGAGAUUCUUGUAAUGUGGGGUGGGGACAAUAAAGGAGGCGCGAC